Musa acuminata subsp. malaccensis (wild Malaysian banana) is the source of this 1404-nucleotide messenger RNA. The record is from RefSeq and is a predicted model, not a curated record. NCBI's taxonomy places the organism in Eukaryota, Viridiplantae, Streptophyta, Magnoliopsida, Zingiberales, Musaceae.
AUGAACUUUGUGAACCUCAGCACGGCCUCUCCCGAUUGGCUACGAGCCGUGAACCAGCUGCCCUCCCUGCAACAACUCUAUCUGUCAGGCUGUGGUCUCACUGCCCUCCCCGACUCUCUUUCCCGCGUCAACCUCACGGCUCUCACCACCCUCGAUCUCCGUGGCAACUUCUUCAACUCCACCUUUCCCAGCUGGCUUUUUGAACUCCGUAGCCUCUCCUAUCUCGCGAUCAGCAAUUCUGAAUUGUAUGGCACCGUACCUGCCGGUUUUGGGAACUUGACUCGUCUCGCGCAGCUCGACCUCAGCGGCAACUCGCUUUCCGGUUCCAUACCUGUCGAUCUCUGGAGUUUGGCCAGUCUAACCACACUUGAUCUCAGCCAUAAUUCAUUUACGAGUCCCCUUCUACCUCAAAUCGGGAACACGACAAGUCUGUCGCAGCUAAACCUCGUUCAGUGCUUCCUCGUUGGUUCCAUCCCUGCCGAGAUUGGGCGCUUGACCAGUCUUACGGAAUUACGCCUCAGCGGCAAUUCACUUUCGGGUCGAAUCCCCGCCGAGAUUGGGAAUCUGUCCAGCGUAACGCAGCUCGACUUGGGUCAUAAUUCACUCUCCGGACUGAUACCGGUUGAGAUCGGCAAGCUUUCCGACCUAUCCUCCCUUGAUCUCUCCGAUAACUCCCUGGAGGGCACCAUGUCCGAACUCCAUUUCGUGAACCUAACCGAGUUGGUCGUCCUGUACGCGUACGCCAAUCCUUUGACCAUCCGAUUCGACCACGACUGGGUGCCUCCUUUUCAACUUCAAUCCAUCAAAGUUGAUACCUGUGACUUGGGUCCCGCGUUUCCAAGGUGGCUCCGUUCUCAGGAGUUCCUGACUGAUAUUGAUCUGUCCAACACAAGCAUCGAAGAUACACUGCCUGAUUGGUUUUGGAAUUCUUCUUCUUCCACCAUUAUGGACAUAAAUCUGUCCCACAAUAAGAUCGGUGGAGUUUUGCCGGCAUCCUUGGAGAGUAUGGCCACCUUGAUGCUCUUGAAUUUGAGCUCCAAUCUCUUUCGAGGUCGCAUUCCUGUUUUGCCACCAAACCUACAAGCGCUGGACUUGUCCAGCAAUUCUUUGUCGGGAUCGCUACCCUCGACCAUCUCAUCACAGUUGGGCUACCUGUUCCUCUCCCACAACUAUCUUCAUGGAAGCAUACCGUCGUCCUACGUCUGCGACCUGCAGCAACUAUAUGCCCUUGAUCUAUCCAACAAUCAAAUAUCAGGAGAAAUCCCGCGUUGUCGGCCGGAGGGAUCACAACUUUUGUUUGUCAAUCUGGCGAACAACAAGCUACGAGGAAAGUUUCCUGACUCCAUCGGAAACUUGGGCAACCUUCAGAUGCAGACCCAGUGGCUGUUCGCAUGCGAGGUGUGA